AUGCAUCGACACGGCAGGAGGCAGUUCAGAUCUCAUCAUGGUCACAACCAACAACAAUCCGCCCAAGCACCUAUACAGGUACUUUCACCUGCAGGCGAUGAUGAGCCCUUGACGAUAACGAUGUUAGGAGCAGGCCAGGAGGUCGGUAGAUCAUGCUGUGUGAUAGAACAUCGAGGGAAGAAGGUGGUUUGCGAUGCGGGUUUACAUCCUGCUCAUCCGGGAUUAGGGAGUUUGCCAUUUAUAGAUGAGGUGGAUUGGUCGACGGUGGAUGCUAUUUUGGUGACUCACUUUCACGUCGACCAUGCGGCUGCUCUCCCAUAUAUAAUGGAAAAGACAAAUUUCAAAGAUGGUAAUGGGAAAGUAUACAUGACUCAUGCUACGAAAGCUAUCUACGGUUUGACAAUGAUGGAUACUGUAAGGAUCAACGAUCAAAAUCCCGACGUAUCAGGAAAACUGUAUGACGAGGCCGACGUACAAUCAUCCUGGCAAUCAACGAUAGCAGUUGACUACCAUCAAGAUAUAGUCAUCUCCGGUGGACUGAGGUUCACGCCAUAUCAUGCCGGUCACGUAUUGGGUGCAUCGAUGUUCAUGAUUGAAAUUGCCGGAUUGAAGAUAUUGUAUACGGGAGACUAUUCGAGAGAGGAGGAUAGACAUUUGGUGGUUGCUGAAAUACCACCAAUCAAACCGGAUGUUAUGAUUUGCGAGAGUACCUUUGGAGUGCAUACUCUACCUGAUAGGAAGGAGAAGGAAACCCAGUUCACCACCCUUGUAUCGAAUAUCGUUCGACGUGGAGGCAGAUGUCUAAUGCCAAUCCCCUCAUUCGGUAACGGGCAGGAACUAGCCCUGUUAUUAGAUGAAUACUGGUCUGAACAUCCCGAACUACAAAACGUCCCUGUAUAUUUCGCCUCGGGUUUAUUCCAACGGGGAAUGAGAGUAUACAAGACCUACGUCCACACGAUGAACUCGAAUAUAAGAUCGAGAUUCGCUCGAAGAGAUAAUCCAUUCGAUUUCAAAUUCGUCAAAUGGCUGAAAGAUCCCAAGAAAUUGAACGAACAUAAAGGUCCUUGUGUGGUCAUGGCCUCUGCUCAGUUUAUGUCUUUCGGUUUGUCGAGGGAAUUAUUGGAAGAUUGGGCGAAUGACUCGAAGAAUGGGGUGAUAGUCACUGGUUAUUCCAUUGAAGGUACUAUGGCAAGGACGUUAUUAUCCGAACCAGAUCAUAUCGAAUCACUGAAAGGAGGUACGAUACCUAGACGGUUGACAGUCAAAGAAAUCUCGUUUGGCGCGCAUGUAGAUUACGCACAAAACUCAAAGUUUAUUCAGGAGAUUGGUGCCCAACAUAUUGUCCUGGUUCAUGGGGAGGCAUCACAGAUGGGUAGACUGAGAGCUGCUUUGAGAGACACGUACGCGACAAAAGGUCAGGAGAUCAACAUCCAUACGCCCAGGAAUUGCGAACCGUUGGUUCUGACGUUUAGGCAGGAGCGAGUUGUCAAGGCUAUUGGAUCUUUAGCCGCCAAUCGACCGGUUCAUGGUACACCCUUGAAAGGUCUGCUAGUCUCGAAAGAUUUCUCUUAUACCCUACUAGAUCCUAAGGACCUGAAAGACUUCACUGGUUUGUCGACCAGUACUCUGGUGCAGAAACAAUCUAUACCGAUAGGUGUUGACUGGAGUGUAAUCAGAUGGCACCUAGAAGGGAUGUAUGGUGAAGUUGAGGAAGGCACGGACGAAGAGGGACGACCUAGCUUCACGAUCAUGAAUGCUAUCAAGGUAGUGCAGAUAUCGGAGAUCGUAGUUGAGAUACAGUGGUCAUCCAAUUCGAGUAACGAUAUGAUUGCGGAUUCUGCUUUGGCGGUAUUAUUGGGUAUAGAUGGAAGUCCAGCCACAGUGAAAUUGACGUCAACACCGCAUCAGCAUUCUCAUCAUGAUCAUUCGCACGAAACAGGGGAUUCGAUGACCAAUGGACAUUCUUACAGUGAUGUUAGUGGAAACGAGGAGUUCGACAGGAUACGGAUGUUCCUGGAAGCUCAUUUCGGUGAGGUUUCUGGACCGAACGUGACAGUUGCAGAGGGCGAGGAGGAUGAAUUGUUAGUGAUGACGGUCAAGAUUGAUGAGGUCAUGGCUAAGGUUGACCUGAUUUCAAUGCGUGUCGAAUCGGAUUCGCCUGAUCUGAAGAGAAGGGUGGAAACUGUACUUGAAAUGGCUCUGACGACCUUGAAACCAUUAUCAAGGUCGUUUAUGGGAUCGGGUGUGGACUUGAAUCUGGAGGAUAUCGCUGUCACCGCAUAG
Messenger RNA from Kwoniella botswanensis, 2283 nucleotides. RefSeq names its product endoribonuclease YSH1. Gene Ontology annotation, biological process: mRNA 3'-end processing by stem-loop binding and cleavage. The record is from RefSeq and is a predicted model, not a curated record. Lineage: Eukaryota; Fungi; Basidiomycota; Tremellomycetes; Tremellales; Cryptococcaceae. Bases 1 to 2283 code for a protein of 760 amino acids. The transcript has 10 exons. Gene Ontology annotation, molecular function: RNA endonuclease activity; RNA binding; 5'-3' RNA exonuclease activity. Gene Ontology annotation, cellular component: mRNA cleavage and polyadenylation specificity factor complex.